AUGGCGGCGUCGUCGUCGUGGGAGGCGCCAGCCGGUAGCGGCGGAGUAGCACCCAAGUGGUUGGUAACAGAGAGUCGGAGAGUAGAGACGCCGCUGGCCGCGCCAGUACGCUCCUGCGCAGUACCUUUUCCCCCUCCCACUAUCGCCUUUCGUCCCGCUACGCGACCAGUCGGUUCCUUGUUUGCCAUCACAAAAUCCAAUAGUUUGCCUUGUACCACGGAAGGAGUACGAGUGCGCGGUUCGGCAGCUUUACAUACGCGUCUUUUAGAAAAGUGCGGUGAAUCCAACGAGUCCGAUAAACGACUGGUGAUACGUACCAAGGGUGUUACGAGUCAAAGGUACCUCCUUUGGCGGCGUCGGCGGCAGCGGCACGGCGGCAGCGACGGCGGCGACGGUGGUGGUGGUAGUGGUGGUGGUGGUUGUGGUUGUGGUGGUAGUAGUGACGGUGACGGUGAUGGUGACGGCGUCGGUGGCGGUGGCGCUUCGCGGAGGAAGUGA
Messenger RNA from Monomorium pharaonis (pharaoh ant), 498 nucleotides. RefSeq names its product transcription factor SOX-4-like. The transcript has 2 exons. Lineage: Eukaryota; Metazoa; Arthropoda; Insecta; Hymenoptera; Formicidae. The record is from RefSeq and is a predicted model, not a curated record. The coding region runs from base 1 to 498 and encodes 165 amino acids.